This is a messenger RNA of Anoplopoma fimbria (sablefish), 3815 nucleotides long. RefSeq names its product cugbp, Elav-like family member 1 (gene celf1). Gene Ontology annotation, molecular function: mRNA 3'-UTR binding. Gene Ontology annotation, biological process: regulation of alternative mRNA splicing, via spliceosome; mRNA splice site recognition. NCBI's taxonomy places the organism in Eukaryota, Metazoa, Chordata, Actinopteri, Perciformes, Anoplopomatidae. The record is from RefSeq and is a predicted model, not a curated record. Bases 174 to 1760 code for a protein of 528 amino acids. Gene Ontology annotation, cellular component: cytoplasm; nucleus; ribonucleoprotein complex. The transcript has 16 exons.
GUCUCUCUCCAGUGACAGACCACACAAGUUCUCCACCUAUGUGGAAGUGCGACAUGAUUAACGUCAGCUCGUGAGCAAAAACCUCCGUAAAGACAUUUUUUUUUUGUCUUAAAAAGCACAAGUCCAAAUUAAAUAGUGACGUAAAAAAACACGGAAGUAGUGCAAGGCCCUGGAUGGAUAGCCUGGACUCUGAAACCCUGUAUGUCUCUCCAGAGCAGACUGGACCGCCCACGCUACCCCUCUCUACAUCAGAGGUCUCCAACUUGGCACUAGUGGGUGGGAAGAAGAUGAAUGGGUCUCUGGACCACCCUGACCAACCAGACAUUGAUGCCAUUAAGAUGUUCGUGGGACAGAUUCCGCGGUCCUGGUCCGAGGAGCAGCUUCGUGAGCUGUUUGAGCCUUAUGGAGCAGUCUAUGAGAUAAAUGUUCUCAGAGACCGCAGUCAGAAUCCACCACAGAGCAAAGGCUGCUGUUUUAUAACGUACUAUACUCGCAAAUCAGCAUUGGAAGCACAGAAUGCGCUGCACAACAUGAAGAUUCUGCCAGGGAUGCACCACCCAAUCCAGAUGAAGCCAGCUGACAGUGAGAAAAACAAUGCAGUGGAGGACAGAAAGCUGUUUAUUGGAAUGAUCUCCAAGAAGUGUAACGAAAACGAAAUCCGAAUGCUGCUCAGUACAUACGGACAGAUUGAGGAGUGCCGGAUCCUUCGAGGCCCUGAUGGACUCAGUCGUGGUUGUGCAUUUGUGACAUUCACAGCUAGACAAAUGGCCCAGUCAGCCAUCAAAUCCAUGCACCAGUCCCAAACCAUGGAGGGCUGUUCAUCCCCUAUUGUGGUGAAGUUUGCAGACACUCAGAAGGACAAGGAGCAGAAGCGUAUGGCCCAACAGCUACAGCAGCAGAUGCAGCAGCUCAGUGCUGCUUCAAUGUGGGGAAACCUCACUGGGCUUAACAGCCUGGGGCCACAGUACCUAGCACUCUACUUACAGUUGCUGCAGCAGUCAGCCUCAACAGGGAAUGCACUCAGCAACCUGCACCCUGUUUCAGGUCUUAAUGCCAUGCAGAACCUGGCUGCUUUAGCGGCAGCAGCAACUGCCACACAGGCCACGCCCACAGGCUCCAGCGCCAUGACAACAUCUAGUAGCCCACUCAGUGCACUAACAAGCUCAGGCUCCUCUCCCACCUCUAGCAGCAACUCAUCAGUGAACCCUAUGGCUUCUUUGGGGGCCCUGCAGUCUCUGGCUGCUAGUGCUGGAGCUGGCCUCAACAUGGGCUCCCUUGCAGGCAUGGCAGCACUGAAUGGCAGCCUUGGCUCCGGAGGCCUGUCUAAUGGAUCAGGAAACACCAUGGAGGCACUGAGCCAGGCUUACUCAGGCAUCCAGCAGUAUGCCGCUGCUGCCCUUCCCAGCCUGUACAACCAGAGCCUGCUGUCUCAGCAGAGUGUCUCAGCCGCAGGCAGCCAAAAAGAAGCCAGCAACAGUCGCAGCACCGGUCCAGAAGGUGCCAACUUGUUCAUUUACCACCUGCCCCAGGAAUUCGGAGACCAGGACCUGCUCCAGAUGUUUAUGCCCUUUGGAAAUGUCAUCUCUGCCAAAGUUUUCAUUGACAAACAGACAAACCUCAGCAAGUGUUUUGGCUUUGUGAGCUAUGACAACCCUGUGUCAUCGCAGGCAGCCAUCCAGUCAAUGAACGGUUUCCAGAUUGGUAUGAAGAGGCUGAAGGUGCAGCUGAAGCGCUCAAAGAAUGACAGCAAGCCUUACUGAAGGUGCUGAGGCACUGCAGACUUGGUUAGGCAGGGUGGUGUUAUGGUAAGUUGAGUAAGAAUAACCCAGACUGGUCCACUCCGAAACUUAUCUAUGCAUUACAGGGUGAUGUCUGCUGUGCUGCCUCUUCUGGUCAUUAUACCAUGUCCAGGUACAAGGCACAUUAAGCUACAUGCAAGAGUUUUCAGGCUGGAAUGGGUUCUCCCUGUGUUAUGUUGUGGUUUAUGCACUUUUUUUUCCUUUAAACAAAUGGGAGAAACAGGUGUAUUUUCAUUUAAGUUGAAAUGUUAUCAGUUUGCUGUGUACUGUGUGCUGUGUUCAUAUUACACAAAUGAGUUGAUUGUUAGGAUAUGUUACACAUUGACAGUCAGGUCAGAUAGGUGCCAAAUCCAUCUGUUUUACAUCUUGUUCACCUUCAUCUUCAUCUCUUCCAACCCGACUAAUCAUAAAGCUCCUGAAAAUAAGGCAGCAGCUUGAGCAGAUAGACCCACGUUUAGUUAGUAAACAGAAAUAAUUUGUAGGUUUUCUUUUACAUUAUCACAAACCAAAAAUGGCUGGUUUAACCUACACUUUUUUUAGAUAUCUGUACUAAAUCUUCAAACAGAGGUAAAGUAUGUGAUAUAUACAGAAAUUAAUUAUAAGGUUCAAAGUAAGGUAAGUACAGAAGCUCACAUCGUUCAUAAGGAGGAGCCUCACUUCAGCAUGCUCAUGCCCAUUUAUACAUUUGUCCUUAGUCUCCGUUUGUAAACUGUGUUUGUGUUGUGCAGGCAGGGUCUAGCUCAGUGGCUGUCGUGACAUUAGAGUAAACCCUUUGAUGCUGUGAAUAUCUUGUUCCUGUUCUGUGGUGUUUUCACUGAGGGUAAAGUCACUGAAGUCAGGUGAAACAUCCGACCCAUAAUGGUUGCUCUGUUAUUUAUUCUCUUCUGAGCUCUAUGGUCUGAGAGGACUGACACUUUUUUUUCUGAGUUACAUUAUUUGUUAUGGUAAAUGGAACUGCAUAUGGCUCAAAGUGCUUUACGUUACAUGUCGACAUUCACUCACUGACACACGUUAAGACACUGACAGCACAGGGUGCCAUACAAGGUGCCAACCUGCCCAUGAGGAUCUAUUCCAAAUGCUAAUUUCCAUGUGGCCUCUGGUGAAUGGCUACAUAUUUCUAAGUGGGUUGUGUUGUAUUCAGACAUUGGCUCGAAUUCAUUUCUGAACGACAUCGAUGUAACACAUUUGUCAAGUAACGGGCUCAUUGCAUUUAUUGUAUUUUUCUUUACCAGGAUGUAAAACUGAUGCAGUUGAAAUUGCAUGUAAAUAUAGACUUUUCUCGAGGACUAAGCACAGCAUUCUGAGCUACACGUCAGAGGUCGGGCCAGCUGUCCGCUGUAACUAGCAGUACUGUUUGGCAAAAAAAAAAAAAUCAUAGGCUUGUUCCAUUCAUCUUAAUAUCCAAUAGUUUGUCUGAUGCAGAUAUAGUGCUUUGUAUAAAUUAUAUUUUAUAGUUUUAGCUACUUUCUACAUUGAAUCCAUGUGUUUUUGUGUUCAUCAACACCCCUCAGUUACUGUCCUGCUAGCUAGCAGCUAGCUAAUCUGUAGAGGGCUACACCACUGUGUCUCACACUGAUUAUCUUCUGUGAUCGGAUAAUUCAUAUAAAUGUCAAAAUGCUCAAGGCAACCUGUUAGUUGUUUAGAAUUGCAAGACAUGUUUUUUGUUUUUUUUGUAGGAGCCAAGGCAGUUGUUGAGAUGUAUAUUUAAACUAUUAUGCCUUUUGUAUUUUUAUAUAGGUUUUAUACUUCCCCUGCGUGUUGGGGAACUAUUUAUUGCCUUAAUUAUUUAUCUGAAUUGAAAUUAUUUUUAAAGACAAAUGUAAAGUCCAACAAUUCCAUUUGAUCUCCUGGUGUGUGUACUCUCCUUGCCUGUUUUGUGUUGUUUUCUUUUUGGUGAUGUGUACUUUGUGUUGUGGCAUGGACUGUGUGUGUAGGAUCCAUCCGUGCUGCUACACAUACUUAAUAGAACCCUCUCUGUCAUACAUGCCUUCAUCCAAAUAAAAAAUGCUCAUUUUC